Molecule: messenger RNA, 837 nt
Organism: Lathyrus sativus (Indian pea)
Lineage: Eukaryota; Viridiplantae; Streptophyta; Magnoliopsida; Fabales; Fabaceae
Source: the annotation of a GenBank genome assembly
AUGGGGAAAGAAGGAGAUCUAUGGGACGAUUCAGCUCUCAUCAACGCUUUUGAUGACGCUAUCUCUUCUUACAAGAAAAUGCACAUCACCUCAAAAAACAAAGAAGCAGAGGGGAUCAUCCAAGAAAACGUUGAAAUCUCAACUCCUACAAGUGAUGCUGAAGCGAAAAUUAACAUUCCCGCUACUGAUUCAAGUGAAAUUAGUAAAGUUUCAAACUUGGAAGAAAAUCACCAACCUUGUUUAGAUUCAACAAAUGGUCAAGACAUUCAAAUUGCACAUAAUGGUUAUUCAUAUGGGCGAGAAUUUGAUGAUUAUAGUCAGUUAGUUGGUCAGUACUAUGAACUUGAGGAGAAAAGAUUGAAGAUUUUGGACCAAAUUAAUCAAUAUGGUAGUUUGAAUUACCAACAUGUACCCACUGUGUCUGAUUCUGGUGUACCGUAUUCUAAUGCUCAAGAUUAUUGGAUGCCUAUGCACCAAGUUUCCGAUCCGUAUGUUGUCUGUUCGUGUUGUCCGGAUUAUAGUCAAUGUGCUUUGGCUUCGUCCAAGUUGGUUCCUGGCUGUUCUGUUGGUAAAACAUGUGCUGGUAAACAUUGUAAAGAUGGUAAAAUUCGGGAAAUGGCAGUGGGGGCAGCAGAGAGGGCACUUUCUACUAUAAGAAGAACUAUUUCUGGAGAUCUGAAUGUAAAUGAAGAGAAAGAGAGUAAGAAUCCUGAACCUGAACAAAUUGGUGACUCAGAAACGGAUCUUACAACUCUUAUGAAUGCUUGGUAUUCUGCUGGCUUCUUUACUGGGAAGUAUCUUGCUGAAAAAUCUAGUGGAAAUAAAAGACAGGUAUAA